AGCCGAGGCAGUGUUGCGCGUCACCGCGCUCAGCCAGCAGCAAGGCGAGCAAGGCACCGCGGCCAGAAAUAACUGACUCGAGUUCGACGCGGUGCUCGCUGCUCGUGGCUGCUCGGCGCGCGGUGUUUGUCUGCUUCUCUGGUCCUCUGGUUCGACGGGGUCCAUCGCGACGCGUGGAGUGGGACGGCCGGGACGGCAGACGCAAGGGCCAAGGGGGCCGCCGAACGCGCGGAACGCGCCCACCAGUGCAGUGAUGCUCUUCUACUGGGGCACCAAGCCCGCGCCGCACCCCGACAUGGAGUACGUGCAGCUCGCCUCCGGCCACCAGAUGCCCGCCGUGGGCCUCGGCACCUGGCAAGCGCGGGCCGAGGAGAUGGAGCGCGCCGUGCUGGACGCGCUGGAGGCGGGCUACCGGCACUUUGACACGGCCUUCAACUACGGCAACGAGAAGGACAUCGGGCGAGUGCUCAAGGACUGGCUGGAUCAGGGUCGCGGCAAGCGCGAGGACCUGUUCGUCGUCUCGAAGCUGCCGAUGUUCGGCAACAAGCCCGAGCUGGUGGAGCCGUACCUGAGGAAGUCGCUGCAGCGGCUGCAGCUGGAGUACCUCGACCUGUACCUGGUGCACCACCCGUUCGGCGUGCAGGCCGACGCGUCCGGGGAGGUGCUGCUGCUGUCGGAGGACGGCUGUCCGACCCUGGACCCGGCCACCGACCACGUCGCCAUUUGGAAGGAGAUGGAGCGGAUGGUGGACCUGGGCCUGGUGCGCUCGCUGGGCGUGUCCAACUUCAACGUGGCGCAGGUGCGGCGGCUCGUCAAGGCGGCGCGCGUGCCCGUCUCCGUGAACCAGGUCGAGCUGCACGCGUCGCUGCAGCAGGCCGGCCUGGUGGAGGCGUGCCGAGACCUGGGCGUCGCCAUCACCGCCUACUCGCCGCUGGGCUCCCCCGGCGCCCAGUCGCACUUCAUCAACAAGUACAACUACAGCGCGGACAACUUCCCCGACCUGCUGGGUCACCCGGUGGUCCGCGAGCUGAGCAUCAAGUACCACAAGACCCCCGGCCAGUUGCUGCUACGGUUCAUGCUGCAGCUCAAAGUGGCCGUUAUACCCAAGAGUGCCAACCCCACUCGGAUACGGGAAAAUAUCAAUGUUUUUGAUUUUGAACUCAGUCCCGAGGAGGUGCAGUCCAUGAGAGCGCUGGACAGAGGUGAAAGUGGGCGGAUAUUUAACUUCUUCUUCUGGAAAGGGAUAAAUAAGCAUCCCGAGUACCCAUUCCCUUUACCAGAUCAAACCGAUAUAACCCAGUAAAACUUAGCAUAAUUUAUUUUGCAUAUGCAAAUUAUUUUUUUAUGCUCAUUAUUUGCUCAUUUGUUUAGAGGCUGUUUCUCCUCAAUAUUAGGAAGGAGAGAUGAUAUAAAUUGGCUGUGUUCAGAGUUCAAGCUUAUGUAAUUUUGAAAGAAUCAGAAGCACAAUUUAUUUCUUAAAACUGUAGCAUAAGGCACAUUAAGAAAAUUAAUUUCAAAGACAGUAAAUUAAUUUUAAAGACAUAUCAUUAAAUAAAGUUAAAACAUACAUAAGGACCGGGUA
This is a messenger RNA of Thrips palmi, 1582 nucleotides long. RefSeq names its product aldose reductase-related protein 2-like. Gene Ontology annotation, cellular component: cytosol. The record is from RefSeq and is a predicted model, not a curated record. Gene Ontology annotation, molecular function: aldose reductase (NADPH) activity. The transcript has 7 exons. The coding region runs from base 254 to 1303 and encodes 349 amino acids. NCBI's taxonomy places the organism in Eukaryota, Metazoa, Arthropoda, Insecta, Thysanoptera, Thripidae.